UCAGUCAGCAGGCAGCACUGUGUGUUUUAAGAGAGCACUGCUGGCUGAAACAAUGGUGCCUGGUGGUUCACCCCAGCAGUCCCUGAAAAGUGUUAUAGAAAGCUUGAUAACUUGGACGAGUCUCAAAAUCAGUAAGGCACCUCCUGAAGAAAAGCUUGCUCAGAAAAAUAAGGACAUCUUCAAUAUUGUCAUGACUCCUGAUCGCAUCCCUAAAUUUUUCAUCCCUUCUCUGGACAUAGAGCACAUUUCCUUCCAGCAGGAGCCAGAGGAAGACAGCACAGAGAAGUCUCCUGAGACAGGAGUCUCUGAUGAAAUCGUUCAGAAGCGCAGAACUACCAGAAGCAAAUCUGAAUCCUACAUCAGGAAAGAAACAAUGUGCAAAGGAGAGAGUCUGGACAGAAGAGGAACCCUGUGCUUCACAGAACAAAUUACCUUCCCUGAAGACCUGGAGAGAGCUGCAGAUCAUUGUGACCCGGCAACCAGAGCUGCUUUCUCUUUGCCCCACCUCUCCAGAUUCACUACCCCCUACGGGUUUCUCACACUGGGAGAAAGCCCCAACACCAGGAGAAAAGAGUCUCUCUUUUUUCAGCAUGAUUCUGAAGAGCUGAGAAUCCUCCUGUCCCAAAGGAAGAAGACCACAUCUCUGGCAAGGGCCUUGUCCAGCCCUUUCAGUGAAAUUCAGCAGAGCGUGGAGACCACAAGACCUUCAGUUGCCCCUUUUAAGAGCAGGCAGGCGGUUUCGUGGGAGUCAGUCUGCAAAAGACAGGUUCCUCCUGUCUGCUGCAAGCCAGACUGUGAGCCACAGCCCUUGAAAGGGGAGAAGAAGAGGUUUCAGGUGACAUUGAAGAGACACCUGGCCAGCAUCAAGCGGAUGAGAUCUGGCAGUGGGAUGAACUGGCUCUGCUAAGCCACUGACAGCUGUCCUGGCUCUUAAGCCUGUGAAAAUUUGAAUGGGACAGUCUUUCACAGAGGUGUGCAAACGUGAGUGUGUAGCAAAUUUUCAGCGUUGCAAGCUCCUGGAAAAGGCUAGACAAACAACCUGACAGAACUUGGUUAUGCUUGGCACAUUGACUGCAUCUUCUGUUUCUUAAAGUCAUACCCAGCAGAUUUGAAUCCUUUACAAGGCGAGCAAAGACAGGACUAACUGAAACAAACCAUUUUCCAAAGGAAAGGCUAUAUUUUCUGGUCAUACCUGUAUAGUCUGUGAGGAGGAAGGAGAUUAUUUUACAUCAAAAGCAAACUAUAGAGAAAGAAAAUGUUGUCUUUUAGGGUAGCAGUAUUGGUUUCAGAAUGACGCCAAAACCAAAAUGAAGAAUCAUGCUAGGUAGUCAGGUAAAAAUUGUGAGCUUUUUGUUAUUUCUAAUAUUAGAAUGUAAAUGAAAACCAAUUAAGAGUUAAUUUGUCCUGGGGUGUUUACAGCAGGCACUUGCAAACAGCCAUUCAUAACUUCUGACAGGAAUGUGGUGGCUGAGAGGGGAUACCAAGCUCCUGCUUGCUAAUGACUGUGCAUAGUAAACUAUUCUCUGCAUUUAAAAAAUGUGCUUAUUUUAUCACUUCUGUAGUUAAUCAUUCAACACGCUCUGAAUUAGGGGGGACAUGGUAUAAUUUGUUCACCCCAUUAGCAGUGUCAAAGCGUAGCACUAUUUUGUUUAUCUACUGUC
Molecule: messenger RNA, 1661 nt
Organism: Zonotrichia albicollis (white-throated sparrow)
Lineage: Eukaryota; Metazoa; Chordata; Aves; Passeriformes; Passerellidae
Source: RefSeq, a predicted model, not a curated record